AUGUAUUUUCUUCUUUUCCAGUUUAUCGACAAUAAUUUAAAUUUGAGUGCCAUCAAAUCGGAGAGAAGCAAAUUGAACAUUGCAACAACUUCCAAAAAUCAUAAUGAUGAUGAUUCAGGGGAGGACGACAAACCUCUGGCCGUGUGGGUGUCACCGCUACCACCAGUGACAGCAAAGCCUGCUGGUAAAAAAGCCUUGUAUCCAAGAAGAGCAGCAAGCACAAAUAAAUUACUAGGGACACCGGGGUCCAGCAAGUUCAUUAAAGUGUGGGUAUCCAAUGAGCAGGCGACGAGCUGGCACCGCGAGGAGCUGCGGCGCGCGCGAGAGGCGAGCCUCAGCUUCGUGCACGAGUGCGACGCGUGCGAGAGACUGUUCGCCGAGGAGGAGGAGCUGAAUAGACAUUUAGACGAGGCACAUUCUGAGAAAGCCGGCCAGUAUACGUGCGAUAUCUGUCUAUAUCGAUUUCCGGAUCAAACCAAAUUGGAACAGCACAUGGAGGCACAUUACGUUAACUACAAGUGUAAAACCUGCAACUUUGAAUGCAGAGACUUGACAGAAAUUCAGCAGCAUGUCAAAGAUUCUCACAUUAUAGUGCCGAAGACUGUGUGCACUCGGUGUAAGAUUAAAUUUGCAUCUAAGGCAGAACUGAAACGCCAUUUCAAAACAUGCGCAACAUACAAGUGCACAUAUUGUGACGCCAAGUUUCCUGUCCGGGACACUUACCUCAGGCACGUUCAAAUGCACAAGUCAGACCCUGACGGCAUCUACUGUGAGGUGUGCGAUGUGUUCUGCUCGCCGUCGUGGUACAGGAAGCAUUUACGAACUACCUUGAAACAUGUUUCUAAAGAUUCUUUCAAGUAA
Molecule: messenger RNA, 861 nt
Organism: Plutella xylostella (diamondback moth)
Lineage: Eukaryota; Metazoa; Arthropoda; Insecta; Lepidoptera; Plutellidae
Product: zinc finger protein 639-like
Source: RefSeq, a predicted model, not a curated record